AGUUGCGCUGCCAACAUGGUGAGAUCAAAGAGUUUAGGAAAUAUCCGCGCGUCGAAGACCGCGGCGGAGAAAACGACGACCGCGGCGAAGGUGACCACGGCGGAGAAGACGACCGCGGCGGAGAAGGCGACGACGGAGACAGUGACAAUCGGGACGGAGACGGCGACGACGGAGAUUGCGACGACCGGGAUCGAGACGGUGACGACGGCGACGAUAACGACGGCAACGAUGACGGCGACAGCGUCAGUGCAGACGUCCCCCCAAAAAUAUGUGGGGACGGAAAUGACGCCACCGAAGAAGCAGCUUGGGACGGUGAAGUUCGACGGCACAGAGAAGACGCGCAGAAAAGCUACGGUGCAGCGUGCCCUCAACAGGAAGAGGGAUAGGGUGGCACGCCAGAAAAAGGAAACGGCGGCCGCACCACCACCACUAUCGCAGCCGGUAUACGCGGUCCCCCCCCCCUCCGCCACCGCAAUAUGUGCACUGGCACCCACAGCCGACGUAUUCGUGCUGCUCACACGGAUACGCGGCGCCGCCGCCACCGCCAUCCCGAUAAAAAAUAUUACAAGUAAAAAUAUAUUAAUAUAAC
This is a messenger RNA of Ooceraea biroi (clonal raider ant), 589 nucleotides long. RefSeq lists its product as uncharacterized. The record is from RefSeq and is a predicted model, not a curated record. Lineage: Eukaryota; Metazoa; Arthropoda; Insecta; Hymenoptera; Formicidae.